Messenger RNA from Asparagus officinalis (garden asparagus), 701 nucleotides. RefSeq lists its product as uncharacterized. Bases 183 to 701 code for a protein of 172 amino acids. The transcript is spliced from 5 exons. NCBI's taxonomy places the organism in Eukaryota, Viridiplantae, Streptophyta, Magnoliopsida, Asparagales, Asparagaceae. The record is from RefSeq and is a predicted model, not a curated record.
ACCCAAUUCACAGUAUUCGCCCUGCAUUUUCUCUACAGAGGAGUGUUCCUAAGUCCUAAGAAAGCAUCGUAUUUGGAGCUCAAUCUUCUCUCCGCUAUGACCCGGUGCCGUUCAUCUUUGCACAGUUCGGCAACCAAAUUCAGAGAGCAAACCGAGCAGCAGCAAGAAUCAAAGACAAGGAAAUGAUGCCUGAUGUGCUGGAAAAGGGCAGAGCUUCUUGCUACAGGGCAGCCGACAUGAAGCCCGCCGAGAUCGCCACCGUCAGUCUUCUUUACCCCGCCGAUUGCAAGAAACUGAGGGCCCAAUUCGUCAACCAACACCGGCCCACCUGGGUGAAGCAAUUCGAUCGGCAGUACUGCAGGAAGAAGAGGGUGAUGAGGCUUCUUGACGACGAGGGAUCGCGGAGAGAGAUGGAGCUCAGAAGCGGAUUCAGGCAGCAGACAGAUUGGCGGUCAACCGCGACGGUCGACCGCGUAGAGAGUAUUGAUCAGAUCAGAUGGAUACCGCAGCGGGUGGAGGUUGAUGCUACUCCACAUCGGGUGGAGCUUAUUCCACAUACUCCGAGUCAUUUUGCAUUAGUUGGAAUUCUGGCUGAGGUGACACAGUUUGGGGAUCAGAUUAUUCAGGAUGCAGAUGACGAGUUGGUAGAUCCGAGUGCAGCUGGUGGAUAUAGCUUGGAUACGGCCAUUGUUUCACCUUAG